This is a messenger RNA of Lasiosphaeria miniovina, 1811 nucleotides long. Its product is annotated as CWC16 protein. NCBI's taxonomy places the organism in Eukaryota, Fungi, Ascomycota, Sordariomycetes, Sordariales, Lasiosphaeriaceae. The transcript has a single exon. The record is from RefSeq and is a predicted model, not a curated record. The coding region runs from base 394 to 1557 and encodes 387 amino acids. Gene Ontology annotation, biological process: mRNA splicing, via spliceosome. Gene Ontology annotation, cellular component: U2-type spliceosomal complex; post-mRNA release spliceosomal complex.
UGCCUGCUAGUGGCAACAUUCAAGGCUGGUUUGGAAGCCGCCACUGAAACUUUGGUUGGCCACAGGCCGUCCCACCUCGGAAUAUUCUACACCCAAACCUAAAAGCGGCUACGAGCUGUGAGGACGUGCAAGAAACCGUUGCGGCCAAGUUUCCGUUUCCUCCCAGGCCCUCAAGCGACCCAAAUUCUGGCUGCGCUGCUGGCUGGCGAAAGCAAUGACGAGCCCACAUCCCCCGCCGUUAUGGACAUGACAGAAAAACCCGGCACCUAGAAACAGUAGCCGGCGAAAACGAGCAUAGCGACGAACGCGAUCCUGCCGCAAUCCAUUAUUUCGACCUUAUCUUCUAGAUAUCCGACCCCUUGAACUUUCAGAGACAAUUGGACAUUCGCCAAGAUGCAGGGCUUUAAUAUGGGGCGCUACGUCCCGCCGGACCAGGAGGGCUUCGUGUCGGGCAACAAGCUGAACAAGAAGCACGCCCUCGGCGCGCGCGCAGCCAAGCUGGCGUCGCAGGGCAUCCUGACAGUGCGGUUCGAGAUGCCGUUUGCCGUGUGGUGCGAACACUGCCCGAAGCCGACCGUCAUCGGCCAGGGCGUGCGCUUCAACGCCGAGAAAAAGCGCGUGGGCAGCUACUUCACAACGCCAAUCUGGUCCUUCCGCAUGCGUCACACAGCCUGCGGCGGCGAGAUAGAUAUCCACACGGACCCCCAGAACACGGCAUACAUCGUUGUAUCGGGCGGCAAGCGUCGCGACACGGGCGGCGACAACGACGACAGCCUAGUCAAGGCGGGCGAGUUCGCCAUCACGACGGCAGCGGAGCGCGCCGAGCAGCGCGAGACGGCGUUCGGAAAGCUCGAACAGACCAUUGCCGACCGCCAGCGGCUGCUCGAUGCAACGCACCGCGUAGGCGAGCUUCACGACGCCGCGGCGCGCCAGUGGGACGACCCUUACUUCCAGAACCAGCGGCUGCGGAAGGCGUUCCGCGUCGGGCGCCACGAAAGGGAGAAGGACGCGGCGGCCACGGAGGACCUGCAAGACCGGAUGAGCUUGGGGAUCGAGCUACUGCCAGGUACCGAGGACGACGCUCGACGGGCCGCCCUAAUUGACUUUGGUGGGCCUGACAUGGAAAACGACGGCCCAGUCGCAAAGGCCCUGGCGCGGCCGCUAUUUGAGAGAACGACGGCAACUGACCGCCAAGGGAAGCAAAAGGUCGGCGAUGAAGGAAGACGAAGUCGCAACGUCGCUCUGGAAUCGAAAAAGACGGCGCAGAGAAAGCUGAAAGCCGAGAUGGCCGUUUCCAAGAUGCGCGAGAGCCUCGUCUCGGAGAUCGUCGGGAACACCAGGGCAGCACGGGAUCCCUUCCUCGACUUUGGUCACAGCAAAGACAAAGAUGCGCCGAAAGGGACAGUCUUGAUCCCGGGGCUCAAGAGGAAACGGGCGCCCGAAGAGGUGCCGGGCCGCCCUCCAGAUGGUGCCCAGGAGCCUCCGAAAGUUGUGGCCGAAACCACUACUACAACUACCACUAACGCACUGGUAAACUAUAAUUCUGAUUCAGACUAGGUCGAGAAACGAGUUAAUGGCGACCCUAGACUAAUGACUUUAGAUAUUUUACUGCUCUUUUAUUAUCGUGUCAUGUAUAUAUACAUAUAUAGGCGGGAGACGCAAAACAAUGAUACCCAUGGGCGGACUAUUACGAGGUUAUUCCAUCAUUCACUCGAAACCCAGCUCGAGUUACCGAAACUAUCACCGCUCUCGUAGGCUGAAGUAACAGGCAUAUUGACAAACCAGAACAAUCCUUCAAGGGAUGGGAUGGG